This is a messenger RNA of Amoebophrya sp. A120, 4037 nucleotides long. The record is from the annotation of a GenBank genome assembly. NCBI's taxonomy places the organism in Eukaryota, Dinophyceae, Syndiniales, Amoebophryaceae.
UAAGAUACCGAAUGAAUCCAGAAGUAUGCAUCUUCGAGAAUACAACUCAAACACUGUCCUCCUCAAAAAUUAAAGUGCCCUGAGGUGUCCUUUCAAGACCCUUUGAUGUCUGAGAGCACCGAUGAAGCAACAUAGAUAUAAUCAUAUCUAUUUCAUGACUCGAUCCUGCGGUGGCUGAUUAUCUCACGAGACCACGCGUCGACGGCUUUUUUUUUUUGUUCUGCGCUGAGUGUGAUUUCUUGCAAUCUCAAUGAAGAUGGCGAGGAUUCGAAGUCCUGAAAUUUCGUGUGUAGUCCUGUCGCUAUUCGCUUCACCCAUCAAAGAUAAACUUUCCUAUUCACUCAGGCUAGCAUGCACAAAUCCAAAUAAACUUCAUGGGACAAUCGGUGUUUAUACUCGAAGAUUUGAAGCAGCUUCUGGAGCUCGCCUGCUCACAUCAUAUUUAGUCCUGCUACUGUGCACAAGUAUUUGAUAAUUUUGAAGGUCGUGACGUGAAACCACAUGAUCGCUACAAUUUUUCGCCUGGUCUGAUAGCGCAGCAUGUUUCCAGCAUAGUUUCCUGUAUUCCAUUCAGCUCGUGCUUGAGGCACCAGAUGUGGAUUCGUUGUAAUUUUUUCAACCUAUUGCUCUCGCUACCCUAUCUCAACCACAUUGUAUUCCCUCACACAGAAGAUCAUUAUGAACACAAUUACCGAAGGAACAGGUCUUGCCUCGGCGCUUUGGCGCUCCGCGUUAGAGCAGGCGGUUAUGUUGCAGCGCGUUCUUCUAUCGGAGCGAGGCUCCUGCACGAUGACACCAGUUCCAAGAAUCUACCAGAAUACCAAUAUGCGGACCUGCGCGACAGACCAUGGACGGGAUCAGGAACUAGGACUACCUUGACUACGCGUCGGGAUGCUGAAAAUAAAAAAUCUAGCUCCGCUGCAGGAGCGAGUACCAUUUUUGCUGGUGGUCAUGGCAAGCAAGAAGCUGGACAUUAUCACGAUCGUCCAGAUCGUGCUGUCCGACACACGGAAACAAGCGACGCGGCGAGUGUGUCUCAUGGUGCUCAGUCAUCCCACAUCGCCGUUGCAGUUAUUCCCGCCCAUGAUCCGAACUUAUCAUCUUCAGCGGCCUCGGCCAGCCGCGGUGAAGAUGACGAGCAGGAGGAUGGUCAAAACUCUGCCGAUUCAAGUUCGGGAGACGAUGGCUCGGGUUCCCCAUCGUCAUCAAGCGCCGAGGACUCAACCAAAGAUGGUGGCCAACAACAGGAGGAAGAAGAAGCCACACAAGGAGACUCUGACUCCGAAGAAGAACCUCCGUCCGAACAGCCUGCCGACCCGACCCGGUGCUUCAUCUGUUUAGAAAACGACAAGCACUUUCCUCUGCUCCGGCACUGCGCGCGCUGCGACUCCCGCGUGCACAGUCACUGCUGGGCGGGCUACCGUGCGGCCUCCCGGGACUUUCCUCUGCAAGAUUCAGGCGAUGUCAGCGGUCGCCGGAGUCUGUUGGCCUACCAGAGAAACCCGUCCGUGACGAAGUGCCCGCUGUGCCGCGGCUACUGUCUUGGCCUGUUCCGGGAGAAGCUCGCUCUGCUACUCCCGAAAGAUGCGGACUGCUACUCCAUGGCCGCGGAGGCGGUGCACGGGAGUAACGCAAAGCGUCCGAACGUUUUCCACGCAAUACUACUCGGUAGUGCGGAUGCGAACUACGUCUCGCCGCCCGUUGUGAACCGCAAUUUUCGCAGCCGGAGGAGCGCGCGGUACAAAAAACUGUAUGACAAGCUGUGUGGGAGGGUGUGGAGACGCACGGACUCGAAGAUUCCCAACGACACAGUCGAGUAUUUGACGACCGUGUUUGGAGGACUACCAUCCGAAGAUCAUUUUCCGCAACGGCCGGCUGCGGCACCAAUGCAGCCGACGAAUUUGCAUUUGGAGCAAAAUCUGUGGAAAAUCCACAAGGAAAACCAAGAAUCGCUGAAGAAGUUCGAGCUGCGCCGAGCAGAAAAGAAAGCAAAACAAGAACGCUCUUCGCCUGGUUGUCCUCGUUGGAGCGGUCGCGGACGGAACGUCUGCUGCAGAAAAGGGGCCGCGACCUGCUGCACAGUGCUGCUUAUCCUUUGCAAAAGUAAGUAAUCGCACUCGACGUAAUUGCGUGACCCACAGAUCUAGUGGCUUUUUACCUGAAUCUGCAUGUAGGAAAGACUGCAUUUUUCCUUUUGAAAAGAUUUGUCAGGCAACUUCUUGUGCUGGUAGUGUGAUACUUUUGCAAUGCAAACUGCUAACACCAGUAAAAUGCUGUAGGCACACACUGUGCUUCGGCUGCUGUUCGUCCUGCUCCUUCUGCGCUCGCAACUGCGGCGUGUGUAUGAAUGGCAAAUAUGUCUGGGUCUGGAGGGAUGCAUGUUUUGCAUGGCCCAGAAGGUCUGGCAUGCGAGGUCAGGGCGUAGCAUCUCAGGUUUUGCGGCAGCUCCGCGAUGCCGAUGCCUACUCUACUGCAUAAAGAAAUUCACUCUCAGCGUGGAAAAAAAAUCAGAAUGGUACAUUACGGCUUUGACUUUGCUACUUACACUUAGUACUUUCUUAUGCAUGACAAAAGCAGAACUGAGAAAGGAAAGAACGUCACAAGGUGGCACUUUUGCCUUUCGAGGCACAGACACAUUUGCGCCUGAUAUUGUGUUUUUGCGAACAGCGACCCGGGACUUUUCCACUCUCCCGCACGCAUCCCCACUCGCGCAUCUUCUUUUCCGCCCUGAGCACUCGUCGUGCCAUCAGUGACGAUUGUCUCGGGCUUUUCACCAUCGGAUCGGCCUGCGUAUGUUCACUGGCGGCUGCGCAAACCCAGCCGGCGACGCAGCAACUUGCGUGCUGUCUCCUUGUCCUCCCUCUUGGUGGCUGUGCGGGUUUUCUGGGGCCACUGACCUGCUGCUACACCAUGUUUUACGGAGCGCAGCUCCAUCAGGCUUUUCGCGCGGCGAGGAUAGAGAAGAGCGUAGCUAGCAACAGUCCACCUGCUCGGCAGGAUUUUGCUUCCGUUCCACAAGCAACCGAGUCAAAUUCGUGUUGGCCUCUUCAUCGUCCACGUGCACGUCGACAACAAGAAAACAGCGAUGGCAGUGCCUCCUGUGCUAGCACCCGCGGACCUAUGUUUUGUUGCUGUGCUGCUCCUGCUACGGACGAUGAAAAAACGCGCGACAGCGAGGAAUCAACGCGCCACGACGACAACCCUUCGCAUGUGCAGCCGCAGCCGUCCAGUGGUCCAGCAGCUGCUUCCGCACCACUCGUGGUCACAACCGCUGAAGCUCCCCCUCAACAGGUCGUGAUGACCAUACAGACGGACCAUAAUCGAAAUCUUCGUCGAGCUUCCAGCAUAGCCGGCCUAGGAGAAAAUGAAAAAUUUCCGUCCGUCGCCACACCCACACCGGACGAGGACAGUAGAAGAACGAUACUUCUCCAAGAUAUGCAGCAAAGCCUUUACGAUGUCGACCUGGAGGCCGCGGGCUCACGACACUCGCAGAACCCGAAUCAACAUUUGAAUUUUGCAAACACAAAAAAUAACGAAGUAGAGAAAAAUAAAGCUUUCAAGACUUUUGCGCCGUACACCCCGGCAUUCGCGAAAAGUCACAAUUUCGACGGUUGCGCCUUUGCGCCGUGCUGCUGCUGUCCAUUUCUUGGAGCUGGUUUUUACUCCUGUAUGGAAGAUGGGUAAUUGUAUGUACUUCCUGGAGUGAUAUCUCAGAUCGAUAGCAAUAGAGCAAAAAGUCAAUUUUUCCACCUGUCGAAUUGUGCUUUAGAGCUUCUUCGCUUGAACUUGAUGUACCUAGUUUCCCUUUCCUCGUCUGACUGAAAAACGAAUGCAAAGCAAUGUGAUUGUUGACAACUUCCAUCGCGUACGAAGAUGAAAAAGAAGCGAAAGUAAGUAUACAGCAGAUUGCUUCUGCUUCAAUAAUAUGCACUCAGCGUGCCGAGCAAUUGAUGGCUUGAGAAUACAGUGCCUGUGAUUGAGAAACCCAAAUUGAAUAGAGGUACGGGAUCGGAAGCGUCUCGUUGAAUCAACGAACC